AAGACGAGGUGGACAGGAUCCAUCGUGAGAUCCAUCCGUUAAUAUGCCCUGGUCACCGACUCGCCUUCUUCCCAUGAUGGAACACCCGCAAGCCCCGCUGCCUACUCCAGAUAGGCCUCAAUUAGCCUUUGGCACUUGUCGACGUGUUCGAUCGCGAGCUCACCUGGGCGGCGGGUACCAAUUGACCCCUUGGUGGUCUUGAUGCCCAACCAGCCGACUGCCAUCUCCGUAUUUGCCUCCAACCGCACCGCCCUUUGCUCACUUAUCACGUCCGGUAACGCAAAAGAACGCUCUGGAGGGGGCGACUACCGAACCUUCAAGACGAAGAAGAAGGAAACGAUCCAGCCAGACCAAGAUCAGCCAGUGCAGUCGUCGCCAUCAGUAGGCGACCAUCAGCCCAUUGCAGGAGAAUGGGAGACGAAAGCCUCACCCGAUGUGACUGGCGGAAAGCGGCCCCCCACGACACCAUCAGCAAUAGCUUCGAGAGACUACUUUUGGGCUACGAGCGGCCCGACGAGUGCGGGAACUGCUGCGGAAGGGGACCAUCGCCACGCCUACCACCGGUUCAUUGGUUUGGCAGCUGUAUGGACCGCGCAUAAUCGCGCCCAGCCUGCUCCUGAGUGAGAGUCUGCUGCAUCUGGAGAAUGGCUUCGUCCCUCGGCUGCUCCUUGGAUGCGGAUAUACAGUCUUACACUCCCUUCUUCUUCUCCUUCCCCUCCGCAUUCGCUGCACGAUGCCACUCUCUGCAUAUGCGCCCCCGGCGUUGUCCUCUCGGAUUCACCACGGAACCUCCUUCAACCCAGGCGAGCUGCCAGCUACCUUACACCGUCAGUGACCCCCGUCCAUCUUGCCCAUCAUCUCAUCCAUAGCACCCCCAAGGGAUGUUGAGGUUAAAUAUGUCUCGUGGACCUUUGACGUCUUAUCUGCUACGCAGGUUGUUCUUCUUUCUCUGCUUCCACGUUCACCAUGUCCCAAGCUAUUUUUUUCGUACGAUUCCGGUCUCCCUCUAUUGUGAUACUUUGAUCAUUACUUUACCAUUCAUAUCUUCUAUUGUUCGACUCAACAUCACCGGCUAUCUUUCCCCGGAUACUGAAUGUAUAUCCCCCAACCCCUUAAUGGCCGAGUGCCGAGAAGCUUCGGUCUCGAGACAGAGCCUCGUUCCCCCGAUUUCGAGGUGGCAGCGCGUGUAGGCAAACACUACAAUACCGUCACAAAGAGACAGGUCUCGAUAUCAGGUGGACAGACCACCAACCUGACCGUUGGUGUCACGGUCGGGGUGGCCAUCCUCGUAUUCAUUCUGGGCGCUGGAGCCUUUCUCUACUAUUACCGAGUGUCUCUCAAAAAGAUCAGUCGCCGUCGGCAUCGUCGUCGCCGGCGCCACCACUCCCACAAGUCUUACAGCUCAAGGAGCUCAAAGAGCUCGGCCGACGACGGCCCCGCCUCUCAUCCACCGCCACGAGGGCCGCCCUCCGCGCCACGCUCUACCGCUCCGUCCGCCACGCCUGCUGAUCCCCCUGCCGACGCGCCGGCCGAUGCUCCAGCCGACCCUCCCGCCGACCCUCCAGCUGAUGCCCCAGCUGAGAAGUAGUAUUGGGUGGGUGCUACACUCUCACCCCCAGGUGAGACUCAAAAUAUUAGGGAGAGGGCUUGUGAGAGAAAGUCUCAGGUACGUUUAUUCCUUCUCUGUAAGGCAUCAAAAGACUAACAUGGAAGAAGGAUUACAUGGCCUGACGUGACUUGUAUUAUGCAGAAUUUGACAUUUGUCCGGAGCGGGAGUUGGUGGACGGAAUUCCAAGGCGAACCCAGGCGCCACUACCUUUCCUACUGAACCCAGUAGUGUUGUACGUUUGCGCCAUGUAUAAUCUUGAAUUGAUGUUGUUUUGUUCUUUGUCUAAAGCAGCUCGAUUUAU
Messenger RNA from Colletotrichum scovillei, 1910 nucleotides. RefSeq lists its product as uncharacterized. The record is from RefSeq and is a predicted model, not a curated record. The transcript has a single exon. NCBI's taxonomy places the organism in Eukaryota, Fungi, Ascomycota, Sordariomycetes, Glomerellales, Glomerellaceae. The coding region runs from base 1094 to 1588 and encodes 164 amino acids.